AUGGUUGGCCUCAUGAGCUCCAAGCGGGCCUACAACUGGUUCUGCUCCCUCGUCGCAGCAUCCUGCAUGGUGUUGUACGGUUACGAUGCGUCCGUUUUCAACUCCGUCCAGGGAUCUGAUAAUUGGGUAGCCUGGUUCAACACCCCAAAUUCAACCAUGCUCGGUUCGAUCAAUACUGCAUACACAGUUGGUGCCAUCUUUGGUGGAUUCUUCCUUGGAGGACCAACAGCCGAUUUCCUUGGUCGCAAGGUCGGAAUGGGUAUUGGCUGUUGUUUUGUCAUCGUUGCUACAUUCCUGCAAACCUUUGCUCCGCGUGGUAACAUGGCUAUGUUCAUUGCUGGACGUGUCCUGAUUGGUAUUGGCCAGGGCAUUGCCUUGACCGCGGGUCCUAUUUAUAUUGGUGAAUUGGCACCUGCAGAGAUCAGAGGAAAGAUCAUGACCUUCUGGCAGAUGUUUUACUCUGUUGGCUCAUUCAUUUGUUUCUGGAUUGCCUACGCCUGUACCAGGGCUCCUUGGCUAGGGGAAUGGGACUGGAAGAUGAUCAUUAUUUUCCAGCUUUUAUUCCCUAUUCUUAUUAUUUGCCUUCUUCCCAUCAUUCCUGGAAGUCCUCGUUGGUAUAUCAAGCGCCACAACAAUAUCGAGAAAGCACGAUCUGCCCUCCGCCGAGUCCGAGACACAGAGGAGGAGGUCGAAGAUGAGAUUCUGAUGAUUCGCGAAGCUCUGGAAUACGAGAAGGAGGCCAUCUCCAGCGGAUACAGCGCUUUGUGGAAGGACAAGUCUAUUCGCAAGCGCAUGUAUCUUGCUUUGGUGAUAAACGCCGGCCAGCAGCUUACCGGACAAGGCUCUCUGAACUCAUACUCGACCAAGAUCUACGAGAAGGUGUUCACUCACGAAAGCCAAAUUUCUCUCAUCAACGCUCUGAACGCCACAUUUGGUAUUCUCUUCACCUUGAACGCGAUCUGGUUCAUUGAUCGAUUUGGUCGAAAGGCUCUUCUGAUCGGAGGUUCCAUCGGCAUGGGUCUUUGCAUGAUCAUCGUUUCUGCCGUCGAAACCGAGACACCGAAUAUGGCAAAUGGAGCCAAGUCUGAACCCGUUGGCAUCUCAAUCGUUUUCCUAUUCUUCCUAUUCAUUUUAUUCUACAAGCCUUCAUGGGGCGCAACUGUAUGGAUCUGGACAUCCGAGGUCUUCUCCAUGAAUGUCCGCGCACAGGCUGUGGGAAUGGCCUCGCAAACACAAAACGUUGCCAACACCAUCUGCCAGCAGUUCUUCCCUAUCUUCCUUGAGCAUGACGGCUUCUAUGCUUUCUACCUCUUCGCUGGAAUCAACUUUCUGCUGGGUCUCUUCGUCUUCUUCUUUGUUCCGGAGACCAAGAAGGUCACCCUGGAAGAAAUUGACGCCUUGUUUGGUGGAGCCAACCAUGUUACUCAAGGAGAGGAGGUUCUCGCGCACCAGAAAGCCAUCAAGUCUGAGACUCAAGGAAAGGCUACUGCCGUUAAUGUCGAGAACGUGGAAUACUCUUGA
Penicillium odoratum is the source of this 1521-nucleotide messenger RNA. Its product is annotated as putative MFS sugar transporter. NCBI's taxonomy places the organism in Eukaryota, Fungi, Ascomycota, Eurotiomycetes, Eurotiales, Aspergillaceae. The coding region runs from base 1 to 1521 and encodes 506 amino acids. The record is from RefSeq and is a predicted model, not a curated record. Gene Ontology annotation, biological process: transmembrane transport; carbohydrate transport. Gene Ontology annotation, molecular function: carbohydrate:proton symporter activity. The transcript is spliced from 5 exons. Gene Ontology annotation, cellular component: membrane.